Messenger RNA from Lactuca sativa (garden lettuce), 689 nucleotides. RefSeq lists its product as uncharacterized. NCBI's taxonomy places the organism in Eukaryota, Viridiplantae, Streptophyta, Magnoliopsida, Asterales, Asteraceae. The record is from RefSeq and is a predicted model, not a curated record.
CCCUAUUUAUCCCCUACUUCUGGUUUUUCCAUUCUUCAUCAAUCACUUGUGCAACAAACACACCUUCGAUUCAAACAAACACCUUCUUCGACUAAGUAUUAAACAUCUUACAAGAUCAUAUAAUUAUGAGUUUCAGAAGCAGAGCAUGGAUGGUUGCCGGAACUGUCGGAGUGGUGGAAGCCCUCAAAGAUCAAGGCUUUGCACGAUGGAACACCACCAUCAGGACCAUCUACCACCACGCCAAGUCCAAUCUCCGAUCAAUCGCCCAGGCCAAAACCUUGACUUCGCCGGCGGCAAUGGCUUGUAACAGAGACAUGGUAGAGAAGGCGAAACAAUCAGAAGAAUCAUUGAGAAAAGUGAUGUACUUGAGCUGUUGGGGUCCCAAUUAAUUAUCCAUUUGGUACAUCAUUAAGAAAGGUUAUACGUGAGAUUCUGGAUCUAAAUUCAAAGUGUCUGGAGAUAUUUCAAACCAACAAGUCGGUGGAAUUGCACAAUAAACAGCACCCAACCCACCACCAUGAGAUCGACGUACAAACUUGGGCUAAAUUUGAGUCGAUCUGUCCACAUCGCCAUUUGUUUGAUGAGUUCGAGUUUGUAUUAGUUAACGGUUUUAUGUAAUGAUCAAAACGCUGAUGGAAAGGUUGAUAUCUUAAUUGAGAAUAUAUUGUUGAGAUGCUUUUUGAAGUAAA